Theobroma cacao (cacao) is the source of this 1043-nucleotide messenger RNA. Lineage: Eukaryota; Viridiplantae; Streptophyta; Magnoliopsida; Malvales; Malvaceae. The record is from RefSeq and is a predicted model, not a curated record.
CUAUAUCUGAGUUCCCAGAUAGAAAAUUUCAAGGACAAACCGAUCGAGACGAUAUGUGAAGAGACAUGCUACUUGUACAGGCAUUGAGCACUUUCUUUCGAGUUGAAAUAUAAGUAAAGUAAAGCUAGCUAAGCUUCAACUCAAAAAGUUAACCAUCUUCUCUUGUAACGCUCUUUUAACUCGUUGCGGUCACGUGGGUGAUGAAAUAUUUGGCUUUGCAUGAAAAUCUACGUUAAAAAAUAGGUCUUUGAAUAACAGAAACCACACCAAGGUCCACUUUCACUCUCUCCCUAGGAGCGUGAUUGCACUUCCUCGCUUCUCUCUAUAUAUGUUCCAGGAAACCUCAUCACCCAAAUCUGGCUGAUCCCCCUCACGGUCUCACCCUCACCUAGUCUUGUUCGUUUCAGUUUCACCACUGUCACAAAUCCACUUAAUACCCCUCCUUGUCCUAGCUAGACGGAGAAGUCGAGGAAGAGAAAAACGAUGGCACAAAUGUGGCUUCUUUGGUGGCCAAAAAACACCUGCACCACCACCAAAAGCGGCGGCGAUACAGGUGCAGCCGGGAGCACCGCGACCACAAGGGCCACGACGGGUCGAACGUCCUCAUUGGGCAAAAAUGGGACGACAAGAAGUUGUUGCAACUGUAGGUGUCUAGCAAGGUUCAUGAGGAAGGUGAAGAAACAGAGCAAGGAGAUGGUGCGCUCCGCAGGAGCAAGUAGGCAAAGUUCAUUCCAGUGCCGGUAUGAUCCAUUGAGCUAUUCUCUCAACUUUGAUAGAAGCGGGUGCGGGAGCUCAGUAGAUGAUGAAGACUACUAUCAAUUCUAUGCAUUCUCUUCAAGGUUUGUGGCCAAUCCAAGAUCUAGAAGACCUUGCUCAACCCACACGCUGCCUGCUGCUUCUCAACAUAGUCCCUCUACCAUUACUUCUUAGUUUUCUUCCCUGCUUUCCAUUGUGAUUAUCAUUUUAUUUUUUAUCAAACAAAGACUACAUAUCAUGUAUACGUUUAUGGAGGAAUGAGGAAUGAAAUCUUUAGUUUAAACCCA